AUGCUCUCUGUGAAUAUACUUCGUGUUCUGAGCUGUCUGCUUCUGUUGUUCCAGGUCGUACAGACAGCAAUCAUCCCCAUUCGCCAGUAUGACUCGGAAGAGCAAGACGAUGCGACCAAUGAUGAUACCAACUCCCAGGGCAGCAAGCCUAGCCAUGCACUAAUGGCACCCUCAGCUUCGGCGAUAACCACCACACCCCUGCAGUCGGGAGGCAAUCUCGCUGGGGGUACAGAAAUUAUCAUUCCUUACUAUGCCUACCCAGCGGAUGGGGCCUGGACGCCUGUUGAGCAGCUUGCCGCCAACAACCCCAACGUGAAGUUUACUAUCAUCAUUAACCCCAGCAGCGGUCCAGGUGGAGAUAGACUGCCAGACGCCAACUGGCGCAAGGCAAUCCCCAAGCUGAGGGCACACCCCAAUAUCGCCGUCAUCGGCUACGUUGCGACAGGCUACGGAGGCCGAGCUCUGUCUGCUGUUGAGCGCGAUAUUACCACGUAUGCCAACUGGCCGACUCUCAGCGGUGAUGCCUCCUUCGCCGUUCAGGGCAUCUUCCUCGACGAAGCAGCCGCUGAGCUUGAUGACAAGAAAGUGACAUUCUACAAGCAACUCACUACUAAAGUCAAGAAGAACAAGGGCUUUGGCCCACACAACAAUGUGGUCAUGAACCCUGGAACAAUCCCCGACAACGCCUACCUCGAGAUCCCCGACUUGACGGUCAUUUUCGAGUCCCCGCACAGAGAGUUCCAAGAGGCGAUGGCGGGACAUGAAUUCGACCGCGUCAAAAACAUCGACAAGGCUCGUCUCUCGUCCAUGGUCACCUCCGUCCCUACGGGAACCGAUCUGGCGGGUCUGGUCGGGCAGCUCCGCGAGAUUACUGGCCAUAUUUAUCUCAGCAACUCAGCUAGUUAUCUCGAGUACCCUCAGGCCUUGGAUGAGGCGGCGCGCAUUAUUGGUUCCAGUUGA
Molecule: messenger RNA, 960 nt
Organism: Aspergillus pseudonomiae
Lineage: Eukaryota; Fungi; Ascomycota; Eurotiomycetes; Eurotiales; Aspergillaceae
Product: spherulation-specific family 4 protein
Exons: 3
Coding region: 1-960 (319 amino acids)
Source: RefSeq, a predicted model, not a curated record